AUGGAAGAGCACGCAGCGGUUCCUACCUACGGUGGUGCGUCCAUUACGGAUGUUUGCAGCAGGCUGUAUAUCAUGGUGUUACAAGGUGGCUACGGUGAUGUUCACAGAGAAGAAAAGGAAGGGAGAGGGAGAACAAUGGGGGCGAGGCAGUGGAGAGGGACUAGAAGCAGGGAUGCCCGCAAGGGUUGGAGUGACGUUGCGAAGCUACUGGGGCGCCACAGAACCGUGAGAAGGGCUUUCGUGGGUUGGCCAUGCAGUGGUGGAUUUUCAGAGUACUAUUCAUUCUCUGAUCUCGCUCUAUUACUUUUGUUUGCUCUCUCGCUCUUUUCCCCGUUUUCUCUAGAAAACAAGAAGGUGAUUGCUGCGUAUUUGCUGGCUCUUUUGGGAGGGAACACAAGCCCUUCCGCUGAAGAUAUCAAGAACAUCCUUGGCUCGGUUGGAGCCGAAGCUGAUGAUGAUAAGAUAGUGCUUCUUCUGUCACUGGUCAAGGGCAAAGACAUUACAGAACUUAUUGCUACUGGGCGGGAGAAGUUGGCCGUUAUGUCUUCUGCUCAUGAUGGUUUUGCAGUUGCAGCCACCGCUGCAGAUGGUGGUGCUGUUGCUCAUGCUGCUGCGGAGCCAAAGAAAGAGCUGGAAAAGGUGGAGGAGAAAGAGGAAUCUGAUGAAGAAAUGUGCUUCAGUCUCUUUGAUUAAGAAGUACUUGGUUCAUUUGUCAGUCUAUGAAUAUCCAAGCUCCAAUACACGGCGCCGGCGUGAGAAUGAAUUGUAGUAGUUUAUAGCUUAUAAUUUUGUAGUUUAUAGCUUAGUUUUAGGCAGAAAAAAGGCUGGAUCAGUACUUACCACCCUAAUGUCAUAUUUGAAUUUGUUCUAUUAUUUUAUCCGAGGAUUUGAUUUAUUAUAUAUCUUACUUAUAUCUUGCC
Molecule: messenger RNA, 920 nt
Organism: Juglans microcarpa x Juglans regia
Lineage: Eukaryota; Viridiplantae; Streptophyta; Magnoliopsida; Fagales; Juglandaceae
Exons: 5
Coding region: 1-693 (230 amino acids)
Biological process (GO): cytoplasmic translational elongation
Cellular component (GO): ribosome; cytosolic large ribosomal subunit
Molecular function (GO): structural constituent of ribosome
Source: RefSeq, a predicted model, not a curated record